This is a messenger RNA of Maylandia zebra (zebra mbuna), 1285 nucleotides long. RefSeq names its product GPN-loop GTPase 3 (gene gpn3). Gene Ontology annotation, molecular function: GTPase activity. NCBI's taxonomy places the organism in Eukaryota, Metazoa, Chordata, Actinopteri, Cichliformes, Cichlidae. The record is from RefSeq and is a predicted model, not a curated record.
AAGAAAAAGAAGGAGAAGAAGAAGCACAAGCACCACCACCGCUAGUGCAUCAAUAUUACGAACAGUUCUACGAAGCUACUUUUGGCGACAAAAAGGACCCAGUUUUACACAGCUCUCUUUAACUGAGGCGCAAUGCCUCGUUAUGCACAGCUAGUGAUGGGUCCCGCGGGUAGCGGUAAGAGUACCUACUGCUCCACCAUGGUCCAGCAUUCAGAGACCUUAAACCGUUCGGUUCAGGUGGUCAAUUUGGACCCAGCAGCUGAGCACUUUGAGUACCCUGUCAUGGCAGACAUUCGUGAGCUUAUUCAGGUGGAUGACGUGAUGGAGGACGAGUCUUUAAGAUUUGGCCCAAACGGAGGUCUGGUUUUCUGCAUGGAGUACUUCGCAAACAACUUUGAUUGGCUGGAGGAAAGCCUGGGCCACGUGGAAGAUGACUACAUAUUGUUUGACUGUCCAGGGCAGAUUGAGCUGUACACACACCUUCCUGUAAUGAAGCAGCUGGUGGAGCAGCUCCAGCAGUGGGAGUUUCGGGUUUGUGGAGUUUUCCUUGUUGACUCGCAGUUCAUGGUGGAGUCUUUUAAGUUUAUCUCUGGAGUCAUGGCUGCCCUCAGUGCUAUGGUGUCAUUAGAGAUUCCUCAGGUAAACAUCAUGACCAAAAUGGAUCUGCUUAGCCCCAAAGCAAAGAAGGAGAUUGAAAAAUACCUGGACCCGGACAUGUACUCGAUGAUGGAAGACGGCUCCAACACAAUCAGAAGCAAAAAGUUCAAGAAGCUAACCAAAGCUAUUUGUGGUCUCAUUGAUGACUACAGUAUAGUAAGAUUCCUCCCUUUUGACCGCACUGAUGAAGAAGGUAUUAACAUAGUACUGCAACACAUUGACUUCUCAAUACAGUACGGAGAGGACCUGGAGUUUAAGGAGCCAAAGGAGGUUGAGGAACAGCCUGCUAACCUAAAUUAUGACGACAUUUUUCAAGACAAAGCGAACAGCUGAGGCGGAGUACGGCCAAUCCUGCAAAUACAGACUUUGUGUAGCAAGACUGGCAAAGGAGUUCCAAUCGGACUGUUUGUUGUAACUGGAUGGAUACCGAGAAAUGGACACGUGAAGAAGAUUGUGGAUAUCAUAAAUAAUGUUUCAUGUUUUUGUUUUUUUUUUUUUUUUUUUGAUGAAAAUGAAGCUAUUCAUUUAAAAGUAUAUUUUAAAACAGUGGUUUGAUGCAUUUAAAUGCUUAGCAGUUAUUAAAAAAUAUUGCUAUUAUAUUUUUUUGAAUAAAAUGCAACGCAAAAUA